Molecule: messenger RNA, 1002 nt
Organism: Naumovozyma dairenensis CBS 421
Lineage: Eukaryota; Fungi; Ascomycota; Saccharomycetes; Saccharomycetales; Saccharomycetaceae
Gene: PHO92
Product: mRNA-binding phosphate metabolism regulator
Exons: 1
Coding region: 1-1002 (333 amino acids)
Biological process (GO): mRNA destabilization
Cellular component (GO): cytoplasm
Molecular function (GO): N6-methyladenosine-containing RNA reader activity; mRNA binding
Source: RefSeq, a predicted model, not a curated record
AUGUUUAUCAACCAGUGUGAUAUGAACGCAGACUCAAAAUAUUUGAAUAGGACUUUAGAGGACUCCUUUAAAGAAUUGGAACAAGCUUUUGGUUGCCCUAAGACUCAAGUCCAAACAAAUGGAACGAACGUUUUUGAUCAUUCAACUAUUAUGAAUGACUUCUUUCCAAAAGCUUAUGGAGCUGAGUUUAGUUACCAUUCUUCUCCAACUUCUUCAAAGUCAAUUUCAAAUGAUUCUUCUCAAAUUUUCAGUAACCAUUUCACACAACUUGAAGAUAAUGAUACCACCGAUAUUACUUGUCAUAGUAAUUCCAUGUUUGAUUACCCGCAAGGAUAUUCAAACCCAAAGGGUGAUUUGAGUCACUUCAACUAUACAUAUGAUAUGAAUCAUUACAAGAAGAGUGGGAAUAGUAUAGAAACUCAUGAGCUACAAAAGCCAAGAUAUUUUAAGACUGAUGAUAUCUUUACUUAUUCACCUAAUCAUCUCACUAAACCUAAUUGUUCCACAAUUAUUCCUACUUGGAUUAACAUACCAGAUGGGUCCAGAUUUUUUGUUAUCAAGUCUAUAAAUUUGGAACAUAUUAAAAAAUCAUUUUAUAAUGGAAUAUGGUCAUCUACACAUUUCGGUAACAAGAGGUUAUCACAAGCCUUCAAACAAUUAAAUCAAAAUGAGAAGAUAUUUCUUUUCUUUUCUGCGAAUGGCUCUGGUAAAUUUUGUGGUGUGGCUGAAAUGAUUUCAAAUAUUCUUUCUGAUGUAGAUACGAAAGAUGUAUGGGAAAAUAAUGAAAAAUAUGGGAAAGCCUUUAAAGUAAAAUGGACAAUAGUUCGUGAUAUUCAUAAUAAAAAUUUGAAAAGGUUUUUAAACCCAUUAAAUGAAAUGAAACCUGUUACUAAUUCAAGAGAUACUCAAGAGAUACCAUUUCCCAUUGGCCAUUCCAUGAUGAAAUUAUUUAAGUCAGACCAGCUUGAGGAUUCUUCCUUUUUAGAUGAGGGUUAUACGUAG